AUGGACGACUCAGCCUGGGAGGCCCAUAGGCCCGAGAUUGAGCGUCUGUAUCUCAAAGAGAAGAUUACCCUUGACGAGUUGGUGAAGAUAAUGUGUGUCGAAUAUAAAUUUAAAAAGACGUCCAAUGAAUAUCAGUCUCGGUUUCGAAAAUGGAACGUCAGGAAACGAUAUGGAAAACGAAUCUGGAUCUACAUUGACGGACAAUUGAACAAAAGAAAGGGACGAGAAACUGACGUUUUUAUCGACGGGGAACUCCAAAUGCCUUGCAGAGUUCGACGGGAAAUCGGAAGACAGGCUUUUCAAUCGACAAUCGAUAGGAUUCAUUCUGCGCCAUCUCCAGACACCCCUCCAGGGGUGGUAGUAUGCUCGCCUCGACCAAAGACAGAGAGCCUAGCAUUGACAACAAAGUUACCCUGGAAGGAGUUCUCUUGUGAAUAUCCCUUCCACUUAUACCCAGAAACCCGUUCAGACAUGCUCACUGGCGUUACAAAAUCCAUCUCGAAUCAUGUCAAGCAGGGGUUUCCCGGACUGCAUCGAGAGCUCAUACGGGCUCUGAACUCGGACCUCCCGGACUUUAUCGGCUUGAAGAAAGUCAAUCAUGAUCACACAUCCUCACAGGCUGGUGAAGGGCAGGUACCAACGGAGAUUUACCCUAGUUAUGUUCUUCAAACUGACUUCAUCCCUAGAGCGGCCGAGUAUGACAUUGAGCAGCUUCUCCGGAUGACCAUGUACUUGAUUUCCAACAAGCUUUCCCUAAAUGGACAGAGUGAGAGCCUCGAUCGACAAAAAUGCAUUGCUGAAGAGGAUCGCCUCUUGUUGGAAUUUUUCGAAGUCUCGGAACUGUCUCGAACCCACGUAUUUGAACGCCUGUUGUCAACUGCGCAACCAUCUGCCUACGCUAUCUUGGAGAGAUUAUUCCAAUCUGCGAUUCGGCUGCAUGAACUGAGGACCAUUGAGAUGAUGCUGCAGGGUGGAAUGGACCCAGACCUACCCAUCAUCUACUUCAAAUUUGAAAAUGCGUUGAUGGUAUCACCCUUGGAGUUUGCUGCAGAUCUCGAAAACAGAAAGGUGGCUCUUAAAAUAACUCGUCUUUUGCUAUCAUUUCAGGCAAACAUCAAUACGUUCAAAUGGAAGCCCACACUCCAGAUAGCCCUUGAGGCCAUGGGGAUUGAUCCUGAGCCCAGUCACCGGUUCCCAGGGGAGCGUUCCGCUGAAACUGAGAAUUUGGAGCUUCUCCGUCUGGUUUUACAGUCCACCUCCCACAUGGAAACACGUCUUAGGCGUUUUGGAAAGUCUGGUCCAACCGUCACAGCCCUUGGCCUCGCUGUGAGCCUAGGCCAGUUACGAGCAGCCAAGCUGCUGAUUGAUCAUGGCGCGAACAUAUUCGCUGCCCAGCGCACUUACUUAGACAGUGAUUGCCCCAUCUUUCAGACCGACGCGCUUGGUCUAGCUGCCAAGGAAGGAAACGUUGCGAUGAUGUGCAUGCUUCUUGAGGCGUCCGUACAUGGGAGAGGUCAAAGCGCCCUGUCUUACGGCCUCAUUCAAUCCCUCAUCCUGGCUGUGACUUUUAACCAAGAAGCGGCAGUGAAGAUUCUUUUGAACGCAGGUGUUACUGUUCGUGAUGCCGACAGCUUUCUUAUGGCAAGAGAUCCUGGUCAAAGGACACUCGUGAAGAGAGCUUUGGCUCAACAAAACCUGGACCUCUAUCAUACCCUGACAUCUGCGGGGGCAGUACCCAAUUGGCCGGCUGUUAGACAUUGCUUCAGUCUCCAACUGUUUUGUGCAGUUAAACAGAAUAAUCUGCACGAUGCAAUAGAUCUGUUGAGUUCAAAGACUUCACCGAAUGAUAUCUACGACGAUCUCCCAGAUAGUGCCCUCGGGGCAGCCAUUGCGCAAGGAAAUUGUGAGCUCAUCAAGCUUCUCACGAUCGCAGGUGCUACCGCUGAAGAGCUUCGCAUUCCAUGCAUCCCCAACAUGGAAACAGCGUCCUGUCUGGAGGCAAUUGGACUUCUUCAAAUUAUCCUGGUCAACAAUGGUCAGAUAGUACUGACCUGUGCCAUUCUUCGCGCCCAAGAGGAUGGAUUGGUGGAGUAUCUCUUAGGUCUUGGUGUGGACCAGCAGGGGAUGAGACUUGGUCCUCUUACCACCUUCGACCAUUGGCUGGACAACCUAAAAGUACCAGAAUGUCGAACCCCGCUGGAGGCAGCCCUCACGCGACGAAAUAUGGUGCUGGCACAAACUCUCAUCCACAGAGGUUCGCAUGUUGCUGAGAAUGAACUCAAUGCAAUCGUCUGGCAAGCUGUGACAACGGACAAUGACGACAUUGUUUGGCAACUCCUUGACAUGUUUUCGACCCCUUUCCAGGCGCCGACUGCAGUGGGAAUGGCAGUACUCUGGGGAAGAACCGAGCUUGUCCGGGCCCUCCUGAAAUUUGGAAUUGAUCCGAUGGGUCCCGUGUACAUCACUGAUCCUCCCGACGAAGGUGAAGAAAUAACAAACCAAAAUGCAGGUUGGUGGCAUUUGGAAGCCGAAGAAGUUGCGCCAUCCGUUCUGCAAGUCGCAGCGUCAAAGAGUGACCGCUCUAUUCUACAGCUCCUUCUCGAAUCGGCGAAUUGGUCACAAGAAGAUAAAAGCCGCGCUCUCACGGCAUCUAUAUUUUGGAGAAAUUUUGACCUUGUAUCGGAUUUGUUGGCAGCCGAAGCGAGCGUGAACCAGGGUAUAUUGGAGACAUCUGCACUCUCUGAUAAGGUGAACACGGAAAUGCUGCCUCUGCAACUUGCAGUUAAUUCCGGGAAUAUUAAAAUGGUGAAGCUCCUUCUUCAAAAAGGUGCGAGAAUCAACCAAAUCGAAGCAGGCGUCGGUGGGAAGACCGCUUUACAAAUCGCAGCAAAGAACGGCAAUAUGGAGCUGCUCACUCUACUGCUGACCUCGGAAGCAGAUGUGAACCACCCGCCUGCAACGCACAUGGGGGCCACUGCGUUGCAAUUUGCAGCUAUCGAAGGUCGACUUGAAAUUGUCUGCCGUCUUUUGGAUCAUGGAGCCGACGUCAAUGCUUCGGGGUCGCAGACAUUUGGACGAACCGCCUUGGAAGGAGCUGCAGAACGUGGUCAUAUCGAUACACUGCAGGUUCUUCUCAAUAACGGUGCCCAGAUCGAUGGUCUUGGCCGAGUGCAAUUCGUUCGGAGUGUGAAACUAGCUGAGAGCAAUGGUCAUUUUGCUACCGCUAUGUUUCUAAAAUCGUCCGGCGGGUGGACGGAGGCGGAUAGAACCCGCUAUGAUUAUGAACGAUUUGAUGAGGAAGAGCAUCUCGGUCCUUGCUUACACGGACCGAUGGAGUGA
This is a messenger RNA of Penicillium brasilianum, 3339 nucleotides long. Lineage: Eukaryota; Fungi; Ascomycota; Eurotiomycetes; Eurotiales; Aspergillaceae. The record is from the annotation of a GenBank genome assembly.